AUGGACUUGGAGUCUGCGUCGGAUCCUGGAACUUCUCAGGAUUUGAAUGCUGUUGAAAGGGUAAUGUAAAUAUUUUCUAUUACAUUUGAGUUUAGCUGAACUGGCAAACACCCAUCAAAAAUGUUUAUUUCAUAAACAUAGAAUAUUUAUGAAAUAGACAUGGACUGUUAUAGACAGUAUAGAAAUUCAAGUUUUGCAGUUAUUUAUAAUCAUUUAUAAUUAAUUAUUAAUGUAAUAUUUGUAUUUUUUUUUUUAACAGAAACAGCAGUUAUUACAACGGCUUCUUUUAGAAAAUGCUUCGAAGGAACCAUGCUUCCAAGAGACACCUCUCAGACAGUCGGCUCCUGAAGAAGUUACUACCAGCACUGAUGAAGAGGGCAGAAUUGGGAACACGGAUUGGUGCACCUGUGGAAACUGCAUUACGAUGCCAACCGUGGAGGAGUCUAUUUGUUGUAAAGAGAUUGAUAAUGUCAUAUGCCAGCUUGAAGAUGCACCGUGUAUUAUCCAUAAUACUUUCUUCAAGCAAUUCUGCCAGGAGGAUUUUGCCCACUUCCUCUACGGCUUCCUUGGCAUGGAGUCCCAGAGGCCUUCUGAAGCGUUAUUUAACAGGUAG
Messenger RNA from Pelobates cultripes (western spadefoot toad), 613 nucleotides. The record is from the annotation of a GenBank genome assembly. NCBI's taxonomy places the organism in Eukaryota, Metazoa, Chordata, Amphibia, Anura, Pelobatidae.